Molecule: messenger RNA, 1900 nt
Organism: Eremomyces bilateralis CBS 781.70
Lineage: Eukaryota; Fungi; Ascomycota; Dothideomycetes; Eremomycetales; Eremomycetaceae
Exons: 1
Coding region: 466-1458 (330 amino acids)
Source: RefSeq, a predicted model, not a curated record
GCCUUACCACCAUCACCUUGUCUAACCCUCCGCCUCUAACCCAGGAACUUCUCACCUUAACUCUCUCACCUUACAUUUCCUUAACCUUUCCAACUUCUUUCUCACCAGUCUCACCUUUCAUCCCCUUCCCCCAGUUACUUCUUCCUCCACUUCCCUUCCAUCGCCUCUUUACUUCUUCUCCUUACCACUUCUCUAGCUUCAUACCGCUUCUUUAUAUCCAACCCACCUCUCACUUCUAUUUGCUCACCCCUCCACCUCCGACCAUCUAUCCCACCAAUCACCUUCAUCCCGCCCUCGUCGUCUUCCUUCUUCCCUUCUACGCCAUUUCAUCGCUCAUCCAUCAAUUGUCGCCUGGCUAAAUCAAGCAGUCCAGGCUGGAGCAGGUCUCAAAAAGUUUCAAUUCAUCACAAGUCCGUCUAAUCCUACUAAUCAAUCAGUCCCCGUCUGAACCCUAUCGCCGCCGCCAUGGGUCUCAAUUACUAUGCGUCCGCACCCACCCUUAUCCUGGGUCCCUCUCAGCCGUCGAACAUCUUCAACAACCCCCAGCAUGACCAGCCCGAUCAAGUCAUGGCCGGCACUCUCCCUCGCCGCAAACGCCUUCAACCCCGUUUCCCUGCCCCGCCCUCCAUGAACUACCUCGCCAAGGCGAAUACCAACCUUGCUGGCCGCAAGCGCUCCUUCGAUGACCUGGACUCAUGCGACGAGCCUGCGGAUCCCCUCGCAGUCUGCACCAUCAAUGGCUCCACUGCAUCUACGCCAUCCGCUGAACCCAUCCACGAUCCCGGAAUGGCUCUCUUCUACCCCGAUGGGCUCAGUCUCAACAUCGCUGCCGAGUGUCAGGUCGGUAUCUCGGCUCAAACCCACUUCCCAGGCGAUGAGAUGGAGAAAUUCAGUGCUUUGCCACGUGAACCUCUCGCGCGCAAGUCGCAGCGCCUCCAAAACGGUGUCACUGCCGGCAACCAUGUCCAGGCUCUUGAGACCGCCAUCCCGGCCACCAUGCCUUCAACCCCGACUGAUGCGAUCGACCAACUCAACAUCACCCUUGGUAUUGGCUGGAAGCGUCUCUCGGUUCACCUCAUCGACGCAUCCAAAGGCUGGGAACGCUACAUCGAGAACCAUUAUCCGCUUGGCUCCGCUUCCAUCCUCCUCUUCAGCGAAGCUCUUAAUACAUACCUCGUUCGCACGGUCCUUCAGUCCCCGCUCACCGAUCCAUCCUCGCCUUACGAACGCUACUACCUCUUCAAAGAAGAUCUCAGCUGUGCGCAGCUGGUCGGAGCCAACGCCGAUCAAGCGAUUCAGAGUCUUACGAACAAAGAGGUCUCCGCCGACGGCACUGUCCUGCAGCACGUCAUUACUCGUGGAGAAACCAUUCGUGCGGCGUCGCGGACUUCCCCUUCCAAUACUCCCGGACCGUCGCCAGCCACGAUGGAAGUUGCGGAAUUCGAAAUGGAGAUGUAAAUUCGAGCAUCCUUGAACUUCGACGUCGCUUUGCCCCGUCACGGCACGCUCCGCGAAUUUCCGCGCCCUCUUUUUCGCUCUGGAAAAGAGCUCACUUGACGAUCAUUGACGGUCCAUAUCGCCUCAUUGCACUGUAACACGGUGCUGGAAUGGCGUUUCUCGGGUUGAUUCCGGUUUUCUCAACACUUUAUCUGGGAAGGCGUCGCACUGGCAGUGAUGUACCAUACUGCUGAUUCAUCCUCAUUUCUGCUUUCGUCGCUUAUUCGUGGAACAUCAACUGGUCACGACGGCGAUGUGCGUCGGCUGCUGGCUCGUUAUCGGCGCAAAAUGCAAUCGAUGGCACCGUUCUGCGCGCCAGUGAGGUUUGGUAGUCAUAUUGAACCGAUGCAUACUAGAGACAGCAACGUAAAUGCAAGAAAUCCAAACUUAAACGCUCACCGUG